AUGACUGGUGCCGUCUUCCUGGACGUAAAGAAAGCGUACGGUAGCGUUUUUCAUAGUGCCCUCAUCGCGACACCGCAAGAAACUGGUAUCGGAGGCGCUCCCCUUCUUUGGAUCCAGGACUUCCUGAGCGACCGCUUCUUGUUUGUUCGGACCACGGAAGGGGACACUAACCCCCACCCUGUUAGCAGAGGCGUUCCUCGAGGAAGUGUGCUCAGCCCCCUGCUCUUCAACGUUAUCAUGGCCUCUCUUCCAGCACUGCUGCCCCACCACACGCGUCUCACGCUAUAUGCCGACGACAUCUGCUUAUGGACAUCUGCCGCUCGCCGCGAUACCAUUCAGCAUCAACUGCAGGGAGGCUUAGAUAUUAUCGUCGCGUAUCUCACCGACCGCGGUCUCUCCGUUUCACCCAGCAAGACUGUGACCAUGGUGCUCACUCGUCGAUCCUUCACGAGGUUCCUGCUCGUCAUUGAACGUUCACCACUGCCAUUUGUCCCGUACUGCAAGUACCUGGGCGUGGUAGUCGAGCGCGACCUUUCUUGGUCUCGCUACAUUAAGUCUUCCUCCACCAAGAUCAACAGCUACGUGGCGGUUCUUCGUUGCCUCGCUGGUUUACGAUGGGGCCCGUCCUUCGCUGACCUCCGCUGUGUCCACCAAUCCCUCGUGCUGGGUUCUCUCUGGUAUAGCCUUCCCAUCUUGCAUGGUAUCAGCCGAAGCAGAAAUCGAGAUCUCCUCUUUAGCCAAGCCAGGAGCCUCCGCGUCUGCUUGGGAGUCCAUUCGACCACCGAGACAUACUCGGUCCUGGCCGAGGCACUCGAACCGCCGAUCGAUGUCGUGCGGGACGGCGCAAUCCUCCGCGUUCUCGCACGGUACCUUACUCGGCACCCUCUUCACUACCUUCGCCACGUCGACGAAGACUGCGGGGCCUCUGACUUUGGGUCGUGCUCUCGUUCGCCUCAAAGGAUCCGUCCCCGCACAUUUCUCCCUAUCCUCGCACGCCCCUGCGAUGUGGACGCUUGCAAGACCCGAGACCUGUGCCACUAUCCCCGGUCUCCAGAGAAAGAACGAUGUGCCUGUGACAGUAGCCCGACAGCUCGCGCUCGAGCAUCUCAGUUCGGCCUAUCCGCUGAGGAAAACCGUGACCUCGCCCUCCGACUUCCCUACACAGUGUCCUCCACAGAUGCGGAGCUGCUCGGACUGCUGGCCGCUCUGCGGCAUAUUGCUGAAUCUGUGCCUGAUGCGUGGGUCGUCCUAACGGACAGCAAGGCGUCUUUGGCGCUCCUGAGUACGGCCAACUCUCCUUGGUCGACCACCGUAUCUACCAUCAGUGGGUACCCGGGCAUACAGAGCUACACGGAAACACCUGUGCUGACGUGGCUGCGAGACACGCUGGUGGUCCUACUGCCGCUCCCGUUGUCUGCGUGUCUCCUGCUUAUACGGCGUCUCUCCGGCGACGGCACCCGCCAGUUCAUUGUAGACGCUAUGCGACCUAAUGCGUUCCUGCAGUCCAUCGACCCCUCACUGGAGUUUGCCAUCGGCUGCCGCUGUACCCACGAAGAUGAGUCCCUUCUACAUCAUCUUCGGCUGAACGUUGCCCUCACCAGUUCACUUCUGUUCAAAAUGGGCCCCGUCUCAUCUCCCACUUGCCCGUGCAGCGCCGUAGAAGACGAUAUCUCCCAUCAGCUCCUCCACUGUCAGUGUCACCACCAUCGGCGGGCCGUGCUCUGGCAACACCUCUCAGACCUUGGGUGCACGGACGGACGGACAGACGUUUCUCUCGCAACACUCCUUGGCCCUGUGCAGCGAGCUAACCAGUGGAGAGUCACAAAAGCGGUGCUCCACUUUCUGCGCGACACGGGCCUCCUAGGCUGCCUGUGA
Ornithodoros turicata is the source of this 1875-nucleotide messenger RNA. RefSeq lists its product as uncharacterized. The transcript has 3 exons. The record is from RefSeq and is a predicted model, not a curated record. NCBI's taxonomy places the organism in Eukaryota, Metazoa, Arthropoda, Arachnida, Ixodida, Argasidae. Bases 1 to 1875 code for a protein of 624 amino acids.